CCAGCGGGUCCUGCGUUGGGCCCGGCCGCGGGGGGGCCUCCGGUGCGGGUGGGCGAGGGGGUUGAGGCCCAGAAACGGCAGCACGGGGAGUGCAGCCGAACCCCCCUGAGGCCCCGGUGGCGGCGGCAGCGGCUCCGCCAUCGCUGUCACUGAGGCGGCUUCCGGUCGCGCAGGAAGUGACGCGCCGGAGCCAUGCGGGUGUGGGCAGCGCUGAGGGCGGCGGGGACAGUGCCGGGAGGAUUCCGGGAGCGCUUCGAGUUCGGCGGCCGUGAUGUGGCCUCGUGGUUCCCGCGGCACAUGGCGAAAGGCCUGCGGCAGAUGCGCCUGGCGCUGCGCCGCGCCGACUGCCUCGUGGAGGUGCACGACGCUCGAAUUCCGCUGUCGGGCCGUAACCCCGCGCUGCAGGAGGCGCUGGGCAUCCGCCCUCACGUCCUGGUGCUGAACAAGAUGGAUCUGGCUGAUGCCCGCCGGCAGCCGGCGGUUUUGGAGCAGCUGAGGCAGCGGGGAUGCUCGCACGUAGUCUUCACUGACUGCCAGCGUGAUGUCAAUGUCAAGAAGGUUGUCCCCAUGGUUGCCAGGCUGGUGGCUGAUGGCCCACGGUACCACAGGGCCGAGAGCUCCGAGCACAACAUCCUGGUGAUCGGCGUGCCCAACGUGGGCAAGUCCUCGCUCAUCAACUCCCUGCGGAGGCUGCAUCUCAAGAAGGGCAGAGCCACCGCAGUGGGGGGCGAGCCAGGAGUCACCAAGGCAGUGCUGUCCAGGAUCCAGGUGUGUGAGAAGCCCCUGAUGUACCUGGUGGACACCCCUGGCGUGCUGCCCCCCAGGCUGGCAGAUGUGGAGACGGGCAUGAAGCUGGCGCUGUGUGGAGCCAUCCGUGAUCACCUGGUGGGGGAGGACGUCAUGGCUGACUACCUCCUGUACACCCUGAACAAGCAGCAGCAGUUCAGGGAAUGUCAACAUGAUGAUGCUCAACUACCCAGCUGCUGCCUACGAGUUUCUGCGGGACUUCCGAGCGGGACGCCUGGGCAGGGUGACACUGGACUGAAACCUGUCACUGGCCAGGCACUGCCUGCAGCCGAGUGGACUGGGGACACCCUGGUGCCCCAUGGAGCUGGAGGACGCCUCAGCAGGGAGCUAUGGGGUGCGAUUGAAGCGGCUCUACCCCCGGUUUUGGGCAAGAGGCCGGAGGCACAGGCUGCCCUGUGGUGUCGCUGUUGUGAGGCUCGCAUGGCGUGCUGUGCCCGCCCCGGAGAGCCCGGGGCAGGCAGGGCUGGUGCCUCCGGCUGGCACCUGGAAGCCGCCAGGGAUCUGUUUCCUCGGCAGCUAGCUGUUCCUCGCGGGGUUUAACCUGCUCUGGAGUCUCCAUCCCGAAAUAAAGCCUUGUGUGGGCAGGGGCCGGGCGCUGGCCAUCCCAGGGUCCCGCCCCUCGCCCCGCAUCCAGCCACA
This is a messenger RNA of Vidua chalybeata, 1446 nucleotides long. RefSeq names its product mitochondrial ribosome associated GTPase 1 (gene MTG1). The coding region runs from base 193 to 1347 and encodes 384 amino acids. Gene Ontology annotation, cellular component: mitochondrion. The transcript has 11 exons. Gene Ontology annotation, molecular function: GTP binding; GTPase activity. NCBI's taxonomy places the organism in Eukaryota, Metazoa, Chordata, Aves, Passeriformes, Viduidae. The record is from RefSeq and is a predicted model, not a curated record.